Amphimedon queenslandica is the source of this 1651-nucleotide messenger RNA. RefSeq names its product cilia- and flagella-associated protein 47-like. Gene Ontology annotation, biological process: cilium assembly. The transcript has 7 exons. Bases 36 to 1640 code for a protein of 534 amino acids. Gene Ontology annotation, cellular component: cilium. The record is from RefSeq and is a predicted model, not a curated record. Lineage: Eukaryota; Metazoa; Porifera; Demospongiae; Haplosclerida; Niphatidae.
UGUCACGCACAAUACAAACAUUUGACGUUGAUCUAAUGGAUUGUAUUGUCAUAGCUUGUUUGCUAGUAGCUUAUGUACCAUCACUGUUUGAUACUGAUCUCAAUGGGCUUUAUCCCGAGCCAUUGACUCCUGAACAAGUCUCACAUAAUUCAUCAUUAUUGGUGCAAGCUAUACAAAGGAUUGGUAUCAAUUAUGACAUCCAGGCCAGUGAUUUCUCUGCCCCCAAUCCAAUGAUGCUGAUAUUGUUUUGUAGUCAUCUUUUUCACAUCCUUCCUCAUUAUGUUCCAGCUUCCUCCAUUAAGCUACAGGGAUCUCUUCACACUUGCAUUACUAAACAAAUAACAGUAGAAAACACUAGCCACAGGGAGCUACUCUAUCGCACUCUCAUACUAGGGAAUGUUAGUUCAAUUGGAUGCUUUACUGUCAAGGGAAAAGAUGAUUUUAUAUCUGUUCCUCCUAAAAGUUCAGUGUCAGUUCCAGUAUCAUUCAAGGCUCAGUAUCUAACUGAGUGUGAAGGGACUUUACUAUUGAUACCAAAGGGAGGUGGAGGGAGACAAGGAUACCCUCUCUCUUUCAAACUAAUCAGACAAGUUAACACUGUGUACCCUAAGAGUGUGCUAGUCCAUGAAGUUCCACUCUAUCAGGUUACUAGUCUAUCAGUUCCUAUUGUUAUUCCUCAUGUCACUGAGUCUACUCUCUUUCAUGUAAAGCUAGUGGAAGGAGAGAAGCUCUCGGAAAAGAGAAUGAAACUCAAAGCAAACAAGAUGGAUGGUAAAGCUAAAUCAACAGUCACAGAGACUAUCAUCUGCCCUUCAUCACUGACCAAUAGAUCAACUGACUCCAUCAAACUAUUCCACACCAAACAGACAACAAUUGCAAUAGGUCCCUCACACAAUCGACUGGAGCAGACAGAGCAAGAGAAUAGGCCCAGGAUUGAGUUGGAGUACAUACCAUUGAGGAAAGUCCCUAGAGAUUGUGCUAUCAUAUUGAGCAAUACACAAUAUGGAGACACUGUCUUUCUUGUCUCUACAACUGUCAGCCUACCAUUAGCUUCAAUGACCCUACCACCAUUCCUGUUACCAUCAACACUCUACGAUAAGGACACAAGGACAGUCUACAUAAGAGGGCCAGUAGGAGAGUCACUGAGCGAAGUCAUUAACAUACCCACUAGGAAUGAGGACUUUGAGAGAGCAGUGUAUAGACUGGGGGAAUGGGAUAUACCCAAAGACGAGAGAGAGAGACAACACCUGACAGGAUCGUUUGGCUAUGCCUCGCUCUAUAAUGCAAUGAAGGCUCUUAAUCUUGAGACUGCCAUAAAGACACAUAGGAACUCUUUGCCUCAUGGAGCAGACGAGAUCCACUUUGAUAUUUCGUGUGAUAACUCUGAGCACUUUACUGUACAGGGUGGAAUCUCAAUCCCAGUCUUUAGUAGGAAGACCUCUUCGGUCCUUCCUAUCCAGUUUAUCUGUCAUAAAGAUGGCUGUUACAUGUGUCAUGUUGUACUGACAUCACCUCAUGAUGUUAGGGUCUUUCAUAUUGAAGUGAUUGCCAUUUCUAAGAAAGAAGAGCCAGAGCUGGAGUUUAAGAUACCUGCCUUUCAGAAAAUAACACAAAGAAUCCCAUUGGUAACUGAAACUUAAUCAUACCACUG